This is a messenger RNA of Arabidopsis lyrata subsp. lyrata, 789 nucleotides long. Its product is annotated as protein LURP-one-related 10. The record is from RefSeq and is a predicted model, not a curated record. The transcript has 3 exons. Bases 81 to 662 code for a protein of 193 amino acids. Lineage: Eukaryota; Viridiplantae; Streptophyta; Magnoliopsida; Brassicales; Brassicaceae.
AAAGAUUGAGAAACGAACACAAAUCUCAACCUUAUACAAGACAAAAAAAAGAGAGAGAGAUACAGAGAGAUCUUCAAAAAAUGGCGAUCGUGAGCCCUAACUUCUGUGCACCGUACCCUAUAGAGUUGGGAAUCGUACGCAAGGUGAUGACUUUAACCGAUGGUAACUUCGCCGUCACGGACGUUAAUGGCAAUCUCCUUUUCAAAGUGAAAGAACCAAUGUUUAGCAUCAGCGACAAAAGGAUUUUAUUGGACGCAUAUGAUACUCCAAUCUUGACUUUGAGAGAAAAUAAGGUGAGCUUGCAUGAUAGGUGGCAAGUAUUUAGAGGGAAAAGUACAGACCAAAGUGAUCUAGUAUACACAUUGAAACGAUCGUCGAUGAUUCAAAUAAUGAAGCCAAAACUUGACAUCUUUUUGGCUCAAAAUAAAGAAAUGAAGAUAUGCGACUUCCAUGUGAAAGGAAGUUGGAUCGACCGGUCUUGUGUCGUAUACGCUGGCAAAUCUGAUGCCAUGGUUGCUCAGAUGCACAAGAAACAUACCGCAGAAAGCAUAUUAAUAGGGAAGAGUAAUUUUUCGGUUACGGUCUAUCCGAAUGUUGACUUUGCUUUUAUAGUCUCUCUUAUUGUAAUUCUCGAUGACAUUAACCGAGAAGAUUCAGAAUAGGAUAUGUUUCAACUAAUUUCUUUUUGUGCGUUGCAAAUAUUAUUAUGUAAAACUCGUAAAUUAUAAUAGUAUUUGUUAAUUAUUACAAUCUUUAAAGUGAAAUCUAUUACCAAUGUCUAUCAAUUUA